Molecule: messenger RNA, 753 nt
Organism: Galendromus occidentalis (western predatory mite)
Lineage: Eukaryota; Metazoa; Arthropoda; Arachnida; Mesostigmata; Phytoseiidae
Gene: AP-1sigma
Product: AP-1 complex subunit sigma-2
Exons: 6
Coding region: 295-753 (152 amino acids)
Biological process (GO): vesicle-mediated transport; intracellular protein transport
Cellular component (GO): AP-1 adaptor complex; membrane coat
Molecular function (GO): clathrin-cargo adaptor activity
Source: RefSeq, a predicted model, not a curated record
CGUCGUAGGCUCCAUCUACUCUCUACGGGAUCCCCAGUUUUUCAUUCCUGACGUUCUUUUGCAACAGAGAUCCCCGUAGAACAACACACAUUCCCUAAAUUGUAUCUCUUCGCAUACGUCCUGCGGUCCGGAAGGCAACGCUGUUCUGUACCUCAUUGGACCUCGUUUACGGCGUCUGGUGUUGUCAAAAUUAUUGUCCGCCGGAUACACCCUAGUGUCGCUGUCAAUACCUUGUGGUCGUCCUGUAUUUAGGUAAGGUUUGAGCGUGACAUACUCCAGCGACCAGCAUCGAAGAUGCAAUUCAUGCUCCUCUUCAGUCGUCAGGGGAAACUCCGACUUCAGAAAUGGUACACCGCUCACCCGGACAAGACGAAAAAGAAAAUAACUAGGGAGUUGGUCACGACGAUUUUGACUCGGAAACCAAAAAUGUGCUCGUUUUUGGAAUGGAGGGAUCUGAAGGUCGUCUACAAGAGGUAUGCGUCUCUCUACUUCUGCUGCGCGAUAGAGCAGACAGACAAUGAGCUCCUGACGUUGGAGAUCAUUCAUCGUUACGUCGAACUUCUGGACAAAUAUUUUGGCAGCGUCUGUGAGCUUGACAUAAUAUUUAAUUUCGAGAAAGCUUACUUCAUCCUCGAUGAACUACUCCUCGGAGGCGAAGUACAAGAAACGUCGAAGAAGACGGUGUUGAAAGCAAUAGCGGCGCAAGAUCUGUUACAAGAGGACGAACAAGUGGAACAAGGUAUCCAGGACUAG